Molecule: messenger RNA, 5176 nt
Organism: Ailuropoda melanoleuca (giant panda)
Lineage: Eukaryota; Metazoa; Chordata; Mammalia; Carnivora; Ursidae
Gene: VAV3
Product: vav guanine nucleotide exchange factor 3
Exons: 28
Coding region: 1-2931 (976 amino acids)
Biological process (GO): intracellular signal transduction; regulation of GTPase activity; cell migration
Cellular component (GO): cytoplasm; plasma membrane
Molecular function (GO): guanyl-nucleotide exchange factor activity; protein binding
Source: RefSeq, a predicted model, not a curated record
AUGCUAAUUGCUCUCCAACCUGGUCCCGGGUCACCGGCGCAUGCGCAGUGGGCUGCCUGCGCUCGGAGGGCGUCUCACCGGCCUAUUUCUCCCCUGCAGCUUUCUGGGCGGUCAGAAGAGCGCCAGGACUGUGGCGUUGGGCAGUUACCGCGUUCAGCCCCACUUUCCCCAAACCGGGAAGCCGCCCCGAGGGAAAAAUCCCCGGACGCCAGCGGGGGGAGGGGUGUGUGUGUGGGGUGUACACUCCGCAAAGCUACGGGCUCGAGGUGGGCGGGGGCACUGGGCUCCCCCGCCCCGGGCACCGACCCCAGGCCGGGGCGGCGGCGCUCUCCCACCGCGCCUCUGGGGACUCGCAGACGGCAGCGAGACCGGCCGGCGCGCUGGGCAUGCUCAGUUGCCGGGCGCCGGGCUCGCGAGUCGGANCACUGCAAGGUGCUGCCCGCCAACCACCGGGUGACCUGGGACUCGGCGCAGGUGUUCGACCUGGCGCAGACCCUCCGCGAUGGAGUCCUGCUCUGCCAGCUGCUCAACAAUCUCCGGGCGCACUCCAUCAACCUGAAGGAGAUCAACCUGAGGCCGCAGAUGUCCCAGUUUCUCUGUUUGAAGAACAUAAGGACAUUCCUCACAGCCUGUUGUGAGACCUUUGGAAUGAGAAAGAGUGAACUCUUUGAAGCAUUUGACCUGUUUGAUGUUCGUGACUUUGGAAAGGUUAUAGAAACACUAUCACGACUUUCUCGCACACCUAUAGCGUUGGCUACAGGAAUCAGGCCGUUCCCAACAGAAGAGAGCGUUAGUGAUGAAGACAUCUACAAAGGCCUUCCUGACUUAAUAGAUGAAACGCGCGUGGAGGAUGAAGAAGGCCUCUACGACUGUGUUUAUGGGGAGGACGAAGGAGGAGAAGUCUACGAGGACUUAAUGAAAGCGGAGGAAGCACAUGAACCCAAAUGUCCAGAAAAUGACAUACGAAGUUGCUGCCUCACAGAAAUUAAGCAGACAGAAGAAAAAUACACAGAAACAUUGGAGUCAAUAGAAAAAUAUUUCAUGGCACCACUAAAAAGAUUUCUGACAGCAGCAGAAUUUGAUUCAGUAUUCAUCAACAUUCCUGAACUUGUAAAAGUUCAUCGGAACCUAAUGCAGGAGAUUCAUGAUUCCAUUGUAAAUAAAAAUGACCAGAACUUGUAUCAAGUUUUCAUUAACUACAAGGAAAGGUUGGUUAUUUACGGGCAGUACUGCAGUGGAGUGGAGUCAGCCAUCUCUAGUUUAGACAACAUUUCUAAGACAAAGGAAGAUGUAAAGCUGAAAUUAGAGGAAUGUUCCAAAAGAGCAAAUAAUGGAAAAUUCACUCUUCGAGAUUUACUUGUGGUUCCUAUGCAACGUGUUUUAAAGUAUCACCUUCUCCUCCAGGAAUUGGUCAAACAUACCACUGAUCCUAUGGAGAAGGCAAAUCUGAAACUGGCUCUUGAUGCAAUGAAGGACUUGGCACAAUAUGUGAAUGAAGUGAAAAGAGAUAAUGAGACCCUUCGUGAAAUUAAACAGUUUCAGCUCUCUAUAGAAAAUCUGAACCAACCAGUUUUGCUUUUUGGACGACCUCAGGGAGAUGGUGAAAUUCGAAUAACUACUCUAGACAAGCAUACGAAACAAGAAAGGCAUAUCUUCUUAUUUGACUUGGCAGUGAUUGUAUGUAAAAGAAAAGGCGAUAACUAUGAAAUGAAGGAAAUAAUAGAUCUUCAGCAGUACAAAAUAGCCAACAAUCCUACAACUGAUAAAGAAAAUAAAAAGUGGUCUUAUGGCUUCUACCUCAUCCAUACCCAAGGACAAAACGGGUUAGAAUUUUAUUGCAAAACAAAAGAUUUAAAGAAAAAAUGGCUGGAACAGUUUGAGAUGGCUUUAUCGAACAUAAGGCCAGACUACGCAGACUCCAAUUUCCAUGAGUUCAAGAUGCACACCUUCAAUCGGGUGACCUCCUGCAAAGUCUGCCUGAUGCUCCUGAGAGGAACAUUUUAUCAAGGCUAUUUAUGUUUUAAGUGUGGCGCGAGAGCACACAAGGAAUGUUUGGGAAGAGUAGACAAUUGUGGCAGACUUAAUUCUUCUGAACAAGGGACGCUCAAACCACUGGAGAAACGGACCAACGGACUCCGGAGAAGCCCCAGACAGGUGGAUCCAGGUUUACCAAAGAUGCAGGUCAUUAAGAACUAUACUGGCGCUCCGCCCCCGGCCCUCCAUGAAGGACCCCCACUACAUAUCCAAGCUGGGGAUACGGUCGAACUGCUGAGAGGAGAUGCACACAGUCUGUUUUGGCAGGGUAGAAAUUUAGCAUCUGGAGAGGUUGGAUUUUUUCCAAGUGAUGCUGUCAAGCCUUGCCCAUGUGUGCCCAAACCAGUAGAUUAUUCUUGCCAGCCCUGGUAUGCUGGACCAAUGGAAAGAUUGCAGGCAGAGACUGAACUUAUUAAUAGGGUAAAUAGUACUUACCUUGUGAGGCACAGGACCAAAGAGUCAGGAGAAUAUGCAAUUAGCAUUAAGUACAAUAAUGAAGCAAAGCACAUCAAGAUUUUAACAAGAGAUGGCUUUUUUCACAUUGCAGAAAAUAGAAAAUUUAAAAGUUUAAUGGAACUUGUGGAGUACUACAAGCAUCAUUCUCUUAAAGAAGGUUUCAGAACCUUGGAUACAACCCUACAGUUUCCAUACAAGGAGCCCGAACAUUCAGCUGGACAGAGGGGUAAUAGAGCAGGCAACAGCUUGCUAAGUCCGAAAGUGCUGGGCAUUGCCAUCGCUCGGUAUGACUUCUGUGCCAGAGACAUGCGAGAGUUGUCCUUGCUGAAAGGAGAUGUGGUGAAGAUUUACACGAAGAUGAGUGCGAAUGGCUGGUGGAGAGGAGAAGUAAAUGGCAGGGUGGGCUGGUUUCCAUCCACGUACGUGGAAGAGGACGAAUAAAUUGCACUCCAGCGUUGCACCCUGCACCAGAAAUCUCCGAAAAGGGAUACGCAGAAGCCUGCACAGCAUUGUGAAUUAACCGAAGUGUUUAAAAAGCCACAUUUCUGGCUGUUCAACCUCCUCUCUCCUCUUCCCCUCCUAAGUCUUAAUGCUGGGAUUUCUAAAGAUGCUGGUACUGACAGAUUAAUGGGCUGCCUAGAGCUGUGCAAGACACAGCCUGCCAGUCUGUCAUUGUCGGGGACCAGGGCAAAGCCAAAAGCUUCUUUUCCCAAAAGAGCCCUGCAAACACAUUGGUUCGUGUUUCUUUUUCCUCCGUGCGGUCAGACACCGUGAAUGCCAGCUAUUAGUAAAUGUGGAACACAUAUUUACUUUCUCCUCACGUGCCAUUCGCCAGAAUUUUUGAUGGUAGAAAGAAGAAGUUUCAUUUUGCUUUUCCCAGCAUGAGGAGAAACUGGGGUUUCGCUAUUGGGGCCGCGGACGGGAAAGGUCCAGCACUACUCGUGUCUUCAGUUGCCUCACAAGGUGACUCAUUGCCUGGCAAACACUUUUACCCCCAGAUGUUACUCAUGAUAAAACAGAAGAGGCAGAUGCUCAAGGUUGCUUCGUAAGUGACGUGUCCCAGGGGGGUUCCAAUUAUUCAUUUGACGUUCUGAUUCUAUUUGGAAACUUCUUUAUAAAAAAAAAAUACAUAAAAGCGAGCGUCUUCAUAUUAAAAUUUCACAACCUUCAUGAUUUCGUAGGGUUAAUUUUGGAAAUGUGUACUUGAUGAAAUAAUCUGGGCUGGGUAUGUUGUAGGUAGUUUCAGGUAACCUGGGUAAGGUGACGUUGUUUACAGAAAUAGAUCAAGGGCUAUAAUCGAGAGUCAAUCAUUUUAUAAAAGCAACAUCUAUGAACAUAGGCCUUCCUGCCCACCCACUUCCCUGUCCCUGCAAAAAAAAAAAAAAAAAAAAAAAAAAAAAGACCUGGUCCAUAUCUUCUGAAUCUCACAUUUACCUGGAGUAUUUACAGUAGCACGAACAACUUUGCUGAGAAUCUUAUAAGGGAAACACAGCUGGGUCCUUUAUGCAUUUCUGGGACAGGAGGGUCACUGAGGCUUUUCUGGUCUUAUUCACUGUAGGCUCCCAGCUUCUCACUAGGACCUUCCCAUCUGCAGGCCCUUUUGGGGUGUGUGUUAACUGGUAGAAAGAUCAGUUUUGUGGUGCAUUUAUUUGACCAAGAUUUUACUUUUCAUGUGAGAAGUUUAAAUACGUUCUUCCUGAGAUAUACAGAGUCCUCAGUCAAGGCAUUCAAGUUAAGACAUUAACCUGGCCCUUUCUUGAUGAAAUAUUUUCUCCAGAGCAGAAGUCUUGUUCGGACACGAUUCAGACAGUGUUUCAUGUUUGAAGACAACAAAGCAGAACUUUAGAAGCAUUAACUUAAUAGAGCCAAAGUAGGCACAUUGGGUAGUGAAAUUUUAGAUCAUCUCUGACAUGUGAGGUAGGUGUGGCCCGCCCUCUCCCCAACCCACUUUAAUGCCAGACCUUGAUGUGCAGUAGACAUCCCCCUUCAGAGACCUUUGUGAGCUAGGACUUCUCAAAAGAUAGAUUCAGGACCUUUACCUCAGAAUUAUGUAAACUGUGAUUGUGUUUUAGAGAAAUUAUUAUUUGCUAAAACCAGUUAAGUUUUUGUAUAUGUGUAAAUGAUCACAAAAAUGAAUUUUAUAAAAUGUUCUGUACAGUCAAGUUGUACCCUCGAGGUGUACUCUUGGAGUGGAUUCUUUCCUAUGACGUCUUAUCUGCGACUCUGUGUCUCGGGAAUGUUUUGUCUGUUACUGUCAGCCAAAUGGCGUUAUGGAGAAAGUCGCGUCACACAAAUUGAAACGCUCCUGUGCACAGUACUGUAACUUGUACUAUUUCUUUUAUUGUUAUUUUAGCCGAUAGACCCCCUCCCUUACAAGUGGUGUUGGUCUUCCUGUUACAUUUCAUGGACCUGGGGGUUUCCUAGCAGAGGACAUUAGAGCCCCUUUUCACGACGUUACCCAUUACAUCUUUGUCUACGUUUAAUACUUUGUAUUAGAAAUUUUAAAUGCUGCGGAUUUGUGUAGAUUUCUAAUACCAAAGACAGAAGUAAACUUUUUUUUUCCCAUAUGCUUUGUCUUGCCCGUAUGCAGCCGUUGUGUAAUAUGGUGAAUUAGAGUGGUAUUUCACUUUGUAAUGUUUUGUAAAUAUGUCAAUACAAUAAAUAGUUACUACUUGCAUUAAAUUGA